AUGAUACCCAAUAUGUCAUGUGGUUUGGAAUCAAAUUAAGACUUUAAAAAUUUACCAAUUUUAUCAUUUCUCAAAAAUUAAUAGAAGAAAUCAAUUUAAUACAUAAAAUUUAGGAUUCAAACUGUAAUAAUUCAUAAAAGCUUUGCUGAAUAUCAAGUAUUUUUAUUUUUAACUAUUUUUUAAGAUUAAAGUAAAUGAAUAUGGAAAAAUAUGGAUUAUGGAAACGCGCUAUACUACUCUAUAGCAAUUAUAUCAAAAACUCAAAAAAAAUUUUGGUAUUAAGUUGACAUUUCCUUCUAAACUUUUGUUUGGUAAUCUUUGCCCAAAAAUUCUGAAAAAAAGAGCAAUAAAAAUUUAAUAGUUUUUAAAAGAAUUAGGCAGGUAUUAGAUGAUUCAUAAAUUAUAGUAAUUAUUAACUCAUAAAUUCCUAUGAGUUUACUUAAUUUUUGACUAACAAAAUAUGUUCUGGAACUUAAAUUAUUGAUUUUACUUAAUUAGAAGAAUUCUAAUUAGAUGCUUGA
Paramecium sonneborni is the source of this 521-nucleotide messenger RNA. The record is from the annotation of a GenBank genome assembly. NCBI's taxonomy places the organism in Eukaryota, Ciliophora, Oligohymenophorea, Peniculida, Parameciidae.